GAUGAGAAUGGAAAGGAUCAAGGAAUGAAUGUUCGCAUCCGAGUUCAAGAAGUAAUCGACCUCAUACAAGACUCAGAAAAGUUACAGCAAGAACGUCAAAAGGCCAAGGCUAGUCGACAUAUUUACACAGGUUAUGGAAAUACCAGUGAUUUAGAUUGGAGUUAUUCUUCAUAUAAAAAUGGUGGGGAUCACGGUCAAACAUCUUAUUCACUUGAUGACUAUGAUAAAGAAACUUACUCAUCCAAAAACUUUACAUUGCAAUCGCGUGCCAAAUCUAGAGUUACAAUAUCCGAGCAUAAAUCAGACCUACCCCCGCCUAGGUUGGGUAAUUUUGAUGAUUGGCAUGUGGGUAAAGAACGUGGUGUAAUGGACGAUGUUUUAGAGCAGUUCAAAGAAGCAUGGGAUUUGGCCAAAGAAUCUACUAAGGAUUUAAUUUUCUCCAAAAAUCCUCAAGAUAAUAGAUCAAAUGAGUUCAAUCCACGUAUGGUUUCUGAAGAGGUUUACGAGUUCCCAUCAAAUGCUGUUGAAUCCAGUGGAACAUAUGAAGCGAAAAUUCAGUCAUCUUAUGGGGAUUAUUCUGCACAGAAUGAAUUUUCAUCGAAAAAUUUUCCAAGAUCCACCAAAUGUAAUAGUGUUGAUAGUCGUGUUAAUAAUAAUAACGGCGACACACAUGCAUCACAAUCUAAUGGAAAAUCUCUUGGCCAAGUUAUUGUGACACCUAGAAAUCAAAGUACUGAAAAGAAAGACAACGUAAAGCCAAGACCACCAUCCUGUGAUUUAUUAGAUUCAUUUGAUAGUGGUGAUAGUAUCAUGAAAUCAGAUCAAAUGAUAGAUCUGUUUGAUGCAAUAUGCCAUUCACCAACAUCAACUACAGCUGGUGUACACUCUCAACGGCAACAGCCAUCUCAAAUGGGAUCUGAAGUUAAUUGGCCUAGAAAUGUAUUAACACCAUCAGGAGUAUCUUUAAAUACCAAUUUAAUUCAAAAUCAUGCCACUGCACCGUGUCAAAAUCCUGAUAAUUUGUUAGAUAAUGAAUUUGGUGAUUUCACUUCAGCACCAUCUGUACAGUUUCCUAUGAAUACUGGUCCAACAAUUUCAUCAUUCGAUGGUAUCUUUUUUUCCAACUUUUCAAAUACUGAAGUUUAUCCAUCCAAUCAAAAUUCUCAUCAAAACAAGCAAACUGAGGAAUUCAAACAACAACAACAACACGUGGUUCAGUCCAAUCCAACUUCACCAUCAAAAUCUAAACCGCUAAACAUUGGCAAUACAUGGAAAGAGUUAGGAUCACUAAGUAUUGAUUUAGAUUCACUAGCGAAACCGGAAAAAUACGGUGCGCGAACACAAGCGCCAAGUUUACAUCAAUUAAAACAAAAUCAGCAGCGUGUUCAAUAAUGAAUGGUUUAAGAUGUGGGUCGUUUUUCUUGUUGAUUGUUUAAAAAGAAAAAUAGAUAUAAACAACUGAUAGAAAAUCAUUUAACCACGUUUUGUAUCGAGAUUAUUUUUUAUCCUAAUACUUACGUCUACGACGACCAAUGGUAUUGAUGAAGAUAAUGAUGAUAUUUCAUAAAUAUAUUUCAGCUCAAUAAAUUGCUCUGUCCUUUCCUUAUUUUGUUGGUUUUUAUUCCACAUACUUACAUUGUUCUUACUAAUUGAUUUAUCUCGGAAUGAAAUGGAAAAAAGUUCACUUCUGUUAUAUAUUUAUGUGGUUUCAUAAUUUGUGUUCGUUUUAUGUAUAAUCGUGUGUCUGUCUGUCUGUAUGUAUGAUGAUCUUGCAUGUACUUGUACGCCAUAUUUGUCUGUUUUUCUGUAUGUAUAGGAAUUUGUUUUUCUUUUUCUAAGAAAAUAAAUAUUUGUCUUUCAAAUAGUAUUUUCUCGUCAGAACUUAUUUACACUUGAAAAUUCUAAUUCCAUUCAAUGUAAUUGAUUAUUUAAACAAUAAUUACAUUUUAUUCCAUUUUAUUUCUACUGUUAUCAAUUUUUAAUUUUUAGUUCAAGCUUCUGUGAUUACGUAACAGUGACUGCCAAACGUUUAUUCUUUGUUAAGCUCUUUUCGAAUGUUGCGUAUAAAUACAUGUAUUCAUGAAUAUAUUUAUAGGAAAACGGUUAAAAAAUAAUUUAAUCAUAGGAUAAAUAUUAUUUGAAUACAAUAAUGUGCCUUACUUAAUUUACUUGUUUACUUGACUUGUCUUCGACUUAUUUUCAACAUAUCCAACUUAUGUUUAUAUUCAAUUAUGAUUUGAUUGAUGCUUAUCUAUCAUUACUUGUUGUUUUGUUGUAAAAACGACAUUGUCUAUGUUAUGCUGUGAUUAAUUUGUAUAAUUCGUUUACAUACAGCCACACACACAAUAAUGGGUUAUCAAAUUGUUUAUUGUUUUUGCUAUAUUAGUUUGUUUUAACUGAUCCUUUGUAAAAGUAAAGGAAAUAAUCAAUAUUAUUUAGUAAUUAUUAUGUUUAAACACAUCUAGAAGUUUGAAUAGGGUGAUAAAUUCAUUGAGGUCUUCUGCCUGUAAAUUGUCGAAAUGCCUCCAUAAAUCUCAGCGACCAAACAAAUUCGUAAGUAAUUGCAUGAGAUUCCUCAUUAUUACCGUCCAUGUAGGCCAUCACGGAUGAUGUCGAUCUUUUUGUGUUACUUGUUUUGUGAUUUUGCUGGUGUUGCUGCCUUUCAAUCCCCAAUAAUUGUAUUAUUUACAUAGCACCUAAUAUAGAUGCUGUUUUUACUAAAUAAAAAUACAAUUAUCAUAGAGAGUAUCGUAUGAAAUGAAAAUACUAUUUGGAAUUUAAUCAGUAUAAUUCAUUUGCCCACUAAGUAAACAGAAAUAUUCGGAUAUAACACAUUUUGUUUAUAUGAUUAUACUGUCGAAUAAACUCAGCUGAUUUAGCGUAUGUAGGCGAAAUUGGUGUAAUGAGUUUGAAUAUGCAUGGAAAUGGCAUUUACAGUAUUACAUAAAAGACCAAAGCUUAACUGCGAAUUUCCUGGUCUGGAAUGCUGACAAAUUCAUGGAAAACGAUUCUCCUUAUGGAGCUUUGAUUGCUAAUUGUAACUUUCCGUGGAUGGUUCUCUUGUAGGAUUGAGAUAUUUGUUUUGACUGAUCACUGAAUAGUGCCCAAUCUCAUGUUUCUCUAGUCCUUAGAGCUGAUUGAAUCCUUUCCCUCGAGAUUACAAAUACACUGUGCUGACGAAAGUCAUCCAUGAGGAAUAGUAGACCAAAGUGAAGUGAAUGGUAAAGAUUUAUGCGAUUGUAUUGAUUUACGAUGUUUGCAUUUUAUGGUCUCGAUUUGUGUCUUCUUUUUGUGACUUAUUAAUACCCAGACUAGUACGGGUAUACGAGACGAUAUGUUUAUUAAAUCGAUUUCAGGUAAAAUAAUAUCUACGACCAACUGGUGUUUUACCUUUCAGUGUAUGUACAUGCAAAGAAAAUUACACUGGCAUGAUUUAACAAGUCUUUAUUACGUAACUUUCUGUAGAGCUUUACAAAGAUCUGCCUGUGAAAAGAAUUGAUGACAAUUUUAAUAACCUAUAUUUCUAAUAUGUUCGUUUUACAUAGAUUUUUCAAUACACGAUCGUUUUUAAAAAAAUCUU
Schistosoma spindalis is the source of this 3580-nucleotide messenger RNA. NCBI's taxonomy places the organism in Eukaryota, Metazoa, Platyhelminthes, Trematoda, Strigeidida, Schistosomatidae. The record is from the annotation of a GenBank genome assembly.